Aphanomyces invadans is the source of this 2211-nucleotide messenger RNA. RefSeq lists its product as hypothetical. Gene Ontology annotation, molecular function: 1-alkyl-2-acetylglycerophosphocholine esterase activity. The record is from RefSeq and is a predicted model, not a curated record. The coding region runs from base 1 to 2211 and encodes 736 amino acids. The transcript has 11 exons. Lineage: Eukaryota; Oomycota; Saprolegniomycetes; Saprolegniales; Verrucalvaceae.
AUGAAGCGACAGGUGCUGGUGGAGUUCGUGGUGCUAGUGCUGCUUCUGGUGCAAAGCGUGUUUCUGCAUGUGUUUCCUGGCCAAGUUAUCCAUGGCAUUGCUGCCGCAGUUCUUGUGCUCGCUUUCGUUCUCCACACCUGGCGGGUGGAACUUACCCCAGGGUAUAUCUUGUUUCUGCUCAACGCCGGAUGCGGUUUGACGCUGCGAGCACCGCCCCUGUGGCUUGGAUGGGUCCAAGGUGUGCUUUUCAUCUUUGUGAUUGCGGCCACAUUUCUGUUUCCGUUGCCACUGUUUCCACCGCCGUCGCCGUUGCAUCCCCACGUCGGAUGUGUCUCGAUGCGCCUCCGCGGCGUGGACUGCCGCAUCUUCUACCCCACAAACGCCAAGGACGUUGGGAAGGCCCUUCCAUACUUGCAUCACGGCAAGCACCUCGCCAUCGGUUUGCACACGUUUAUCAAGCUCCCCGCAUGGUUCUUUGCCUCCUUGUCGAACGGCACGCUGUGGGCAAGGGGUGAUGUCCCCCUCGCGAAAGCGCCGCACCCGACGAAUGGCUGGCCCGUGAUGAUUUUCUCGCAUGGCAUGGGAGGCAGCCUUGAAAUGUACUCGAGCAUCACGCAAUACGUAGCCAGCGAAGGAUUCGUGGUAAUUGUUGUGAACCACGACGACGGAUCUGCUUCAGUGUCGCGGAAUGUGGACGAAAUCACAUACUCUUAUUACCAGCGGCCGCCGCAGUCCGCUCUGGACGACUGGGUAGGCGAAGGUUACUUCAUCCGCAACAAGCAGGUGCACGCACGGGUUCGCCACGUUCGGGCCGUGCUGGACGCGCUGGUGGACUUGCAAACCGAUGAAGGCGGGCUGUUUUACGAGGGCCUGAACUUGGACCAUGUGGCUGCAGCCGGUCACUCCUUCGGUGGUGCCACCGUUCUCACUGCGGCCAAGCGAGACUCGCGCAUCAAGGUUGUGGUCGGGUUGGACAUGUGGUUGGAACCCAUUGACGCCGAUGUUGUCGCAGAAGGGGUUCCGGAUGUGGCAGUGUGCAGCAUCAUUUCCCAGCACUGGAUGGACGAAUGGGAUUCGCAUUUUGAACAGCUCAAGACGAUGGCGCGGCGGUGCCGCCAUCCAUCAUCGGCGUUCUUUGCAUUGGCACAAACCCGGCACAACAACUUUUGCGACUUGGCAUUGUUUUCUCCGUACUUGAACCAGUACUUCAAAGCGUCCGGGAAGAUUCGACCCACGUACAUGCUCCAUAUGGUCGGCCAACUCAUGGGUGCAUAUCUCCGAGAGAACCUGGAAGGCGAAACCGGCGGCGUCUUCCAUCAUCAGCGUCACCAGUACCCCGAGCUCAUUCCCCUAGACGACGACGACGGCUCGACCGCGACCUCGCAGAGUGAGAAGACGGCGCAAACGUUCGACAAAGGUCCUGAUCGAGCCAACUCCUCUUCGCACCAAGUGCAUGUCUUGCAAACAGGAGACGAUUAUUACCGGCACGUGCGCGAACUGACACAAAGAGUGCUGGAUGCGGGCGAACAAUUCAAGACAUUCUCUUCCUGCGAGCUGCAACUAGUCCAUGCGGCAUGCUCUGCAGUCUUCCAUGAUUUGAAUGCUGUUAAACACGUCAACCGAGGUCUCCUUACGCAAGUGGAAGUCGUACAAGAGAAGGUGCAUGAAUACGACGAGUCGGCAGCAUCUGACGACUUGUACGAGAAGAAGCUGCUAAAACUGCGGAACUUGCAGCGUCAAGCAAUGGAGUCAGCCGAUGCGAUCAGCAGAAUACGACGGUCGAUGGUAGCCAAAGAGAAGGCGCUGAAGGAGCACGAACCUGCCGUGGAGGCGUGGAAGGAAGUGGCGGCAGAGAAAGCAAGGACAGAACGGACGCUCAAGCAAAUUCUAGCUCAACUGGCUAAAGUGCACCACGACCAAGUUGCGUUGGAGAAGAAACAUACUUUGGCCAUGGAGAAGGCCAAACGCACGCUGCUACACACCCAGAAGCAGUGCGAUAUUGCGCGAAAAGACCUUUAUCGCCAACAAUUUGCAGUCGAGAACGUGACAAGCGCGAUGAAAUCCUUGUCUUCAUGCGCUAGCAAGCUCAUGCUUUCGACAGUCCAGCCUUCGACGCAGCUUUCACGAAGCCAUGACGACGCUGUGGUUGCACCCCGGCGACAAGCAGGUGCUAACCUUCGCAACACAACCAAGGGUCUUGGCAAGAAGUGA